Messenger RNA from Varanus komodoensis (Komodo dragon), 957 nucleotides. Its product is annotated as pancreatic lipase-related protein 2-like. NCBI's taxonomy places the organism in Eukaryota, Metazoa, Chordata, Lepidosauria, Squamata, Varanidae. Gene Ontology annotation, molecular function: triacylglycerol lipase activity. Gene Ontology annotation, biological process: lipid metabolic process. The transcript is spliced from 9 exons. The record is from RefSeq and is a predicted model, not a curated record. The coding region runs from base 1 to 957 and encodes 318 amino acids.
AUGUGUGAUAACAGACUUGGGUGCUUUACAAAUGAUCCCCCUUGGGGUGGAACAUUGCAACGGCCUGCGCUCAACCUCCCAGAACCUCCAGAAGUUGUUAAUACUACUUUUCUCUUGCACACUAGGGAAAACCCUACAUAUUUCCAAGUAAUAUCAGCUAUCUAUCCUUCAACAAUUAGAAUUUCAAAUUUCAGAACAAACCGGAUAACACGUUUCAUUAUACAUGGCCAUUUUGCUGCUGAUGACUAUCUUAAGAUAGUAGAGAUAUGCAAGCUCCUUCUUCUUAAGGAAGAUAUAAACUGCAUUGUGGUAAAGUGGAAAGAUGGUUCUGAUAAGUUGUAUAUAAAUGCAGUGCAAAACAUCCGUAUUGUUGGAGCUGAGCUGGCUUAUUUGUUGGAUUAUUUUGAGAAAAACUGUGGAUACUCCCCUUCCAAUGUGCAUAUUAUUGGGCAUAGUCUUGGGGCUCAUGCUGGAGGGGAAGCUGGAAGAAGGAAACGGGGCCUCACCAGAAUAACAGGUUUGGAUCCAGCUGGGCCUUUAUUCCAUAACACACCUCCUGAAGUCAGACUAGAUCCAUCAGAUGCAACAUUUGUUGAUGUAAUUCACACCAAUGCUGGCCAUCUGUUUUUUGAUUUUGCCCGUGGAAUCAUUGAACCCUGUGGCCAUCUUGAUUUUUAUCCAAAUGGGGGAGAGAGAAUGCCAGGCUGCAAAAAGUUUCCCCAGUCAUCUAAGUUGUGCAAUAUCAGUGGAGCUAUGAGAGAUAAAACAAAAGAGGUGCACCAAGUGUAUUAUUUAAACACAGGUGCCUUCUCACCAUUUGCUCGCUGGAGGAUACAUGUGUCUGUGAAACUGAUUGGAACACCAACAUUGAGAGGAAAUAUAACUUUAGCCUUCACUGGAAAUAACAAUGUCAGAAGGCAGUACCCAGUUGCCAGGUAUGCCAGUACAGAAAUUUGA